This is a messenger RNA of Strigops habroptila (Kakapo), 4768 nucleotides long. It is a transcript of the gene ATG10, whose product is annotated as autophagy related 10. Gene Ontology annotation, molecular function: Atg12 transferase activity. The coding region runs from base 57 to 752 and encodes 231 amino acids. Gene Ontology annotation, cellular component: intracellular anatomical structure. The record is from RefSeq and is a predicted model, not a curated record. Lineage: Eukaryota; Metazoa; Chordata; Aves; Psittaciformes; Psittacidae. The transcript has 7 exons. Gene Ontology annotation, biological process: protein lipidation; macroautophagy; protein modification by small protein conjugation.
GGGCGCGCCUGCGCGGUGGGCGGGCCGGGAGCGCGGCGGCGGCGGGAGGAGGAGGCAUGAUGUCCUGUAGCAUGGCAGGUGAAGAGGACUUCUUUUUGGAAGAAGAGAGAUUCAGGCAGUACUGUGAGGAAUUUAUUAAACAUUCACAGCGGAUAGGAGAUGCUUGGGAGUGGAGAACUAGCAAGGAUCUUGGUGAUGGUUAUCUUAGUAAAACACACUUCCAAGUAAGAAAUAGAAGCAUCCCACCAGAUCCCAAGGAGAAAAGCAGUGGUAACAUUGAAGAAGCAUUUUUUACACACGCUGAAGAGUCUUUGGAUGAUUCUCAAGUAGUUGAAGUUUGUGCAACAGAAGAAGUGAUUCGCUAUGAAUAUCAUGUCUUGUACUCCAGCAGCUACCAAGUACCUGUUCUCUAUUUUAGGGCAUGCUUUUUAGAUGGAAGACCUUUAACUCUGGAUGAAAUAUGGAGCAGUGUUCAUGCAUGCUACCAGGAUCGUCUGCAGGAGAGGCCCUGGGACACUAUUACACAGCAGGAGCACCCCUUACUUGGGCAGCCAUUCUUUGUUCUACACCCUUGCCGGACUAACGAAUUCAUCUCUUCUAUACUGACCAGUUCACGGAAACAUAACAGACACACAAAUUACAUUAUAUUGUGGCUCAGUACUGUAGGCCCAGUUGUGGGUCUAAACCUGCCCCUGAGUUAUGCAACACUAGCACCUGAGCAGAAUACAAAUGCUGAUUCAGUUGAAAGGUAAGAGAAAAUGAAAUCACCCUUUUUCUCUCCCAUCCUCCUAUGAAAUUAAAAACAUCAGAUGGAUAACUGGCACAACCAUUAUGUUCUCCUUUGGAGCUCUUGGUUCAGUUCAUUUAGGACUCACCUUCUGAUAUUUUGCUUACAUGGCUGCCUUAUUACCCUACUUAUUUUGUAAUGAAAAUUUGCUCUGAGAGAGAUGUGGUUGGCACACUGCUGAUGCCUUUCAUAACUGUCAGAAAGUUCUCGAUGUCCUGAGGUCUUUUUCAGGUGUGUAAAAACAUUUUAUGGUGGUCUCUCCAGCAUAUGGCACAUCUAGCAUAAUUCUGUACAAUGAUUUUAAUUUGAUCUUUUGGGUGGUUUUCUUUCCCCCUGUUUGAUGUCAUCACUUCAGACCUCUGAGCUGAGACAGAUGGUGGUCAGCUAUAGCAAAGCUACUGCAGACUGUCCUAGAGAUGAAGUCAAACAAAGGAAUCCUUCCCGACUGGUAAGCAAUGCAGUGUGGACAGAUGACUGUCAUGGCUCUUUCUCUGGUGAGAACUUGCCCAGUUACAGUGGAAGACCUAAGAGCUGGCUGCAGUUGUGACAACUUUCAAUCGCCAUCAGGACCUGAAGCCCCUUGCAAUUGCUUUGUCCCCUCACAGUCAUUAUCAUGAAUGAAGACAUUUCAUUAUCUCCUGCGUCUGUUUUUCUGUGGUUAUGGCCUUGGUAAGACACAAACGUGCAAGCAAGCAAGAGCUGACAUGCUGGGUUUGGAUCUACUAAAUUUACCUGCUAAAAAUCAUAUGUCUAGAAAAUCUGCAGCAUCUGUGAGGAUAUGUACAGUAAAAUACUUUUAGGAUGUGGUUUAUGCUUGUGGUGGUCAAUGUAUGGACUGAGACUACUUCACCUAGGGACCACCUUCUCCACUACAACAUGGUGCAUGGACCACCCUCCCGUACCACACCACGUACAGAAUAUCCUAAUCAAAGGAGUGAAUAAUACUUUUUUUUUUUGAGAAUAUUCUGUGUACAUCGUGCUUCAGGGAACAAACAGCAUCAGGAUUGUAGACAAACAGAGUAUUUACAGUCUACAUCUGAUUAAGCUUGUACGGUUCUAGAGUUCAAGGUGCCUGAUGCUAUUGUAUGAGAACAUCUGGCUUUUCCAUGCUUCACUGCCUCCAAAGGAAGCUUUGCCAUGCUCUGUGGGAGUUACUGUUGUAGUUAAUUAGUAUUUCUUAUUGUACUAGCAGUUCACAGAUUUAGUCCCUAUCCUGCAGUCUUUAUGCAACCCUCCCCUGACAGCUGUUUAUUUUUGGGGCAAGUAGGAAUUGUAUGGUAGUGCAAUCAGUGAAAAACAGAUUAGAAGUAACUUCCACACAAGUCCUCUUGGAUUCUUUCCCAAUCUGAUUUUAUAAUUUUUGUAAUAUAAAUAUAAUUUUUGUAAUAUAAAACAGACCACAAGUCCUGAGCAGUGGAGAUGGAAUUAUACAUUUUACUUUGUAUGUUCAUCAAUAUGUCACUGCAUACAGAGUUCAGCUAUGACAGAGCCACAUCGGAGCUGGAAAUGUGAAAGUCGUUGGGUUUCAGAUUCUGGGUUUUCAGAUAUUUUGAUUGGAUGCAUAUUUUUAACUUACAUCAUAUGUUAUUGGUGGACUGAAAUACAGUGCAGUCCUUAAAAUUCCAUUGGUGCAGAAUUCUUUUGCCAGCCAUUUGGAAUUAAUAAUGAAAGGACAUAAUUUAUCUCAUUCUGGAUCAUACCAACCUGAAAAGCCAUUUUUCCAUGUAAGAUUUAUAAAAUGAGGUCUUCCAUUCAUGUACCAUGCCAGCAGUCACACUACUUUUUUUAACACUCUUGGUAACAUAUGCUUGAUAACUCCAUCCAUAGCCCAUUUUCAAAUUUAAGGGAGACCUACACAGGAGGAAAAACAAAAAAACGCCAGGUAACAGCAGUUUUAAGAGCUGUUAAGUGUUCAUCCCUGCAAUGUGAUCUUCAUUUGUGAUACAGUGGAACAAAGGGGUAAAAGCAAUCAGCCCUUCUCAGCUGCCCAGCAUUGCAAAUUAUCUGUCAGCUCCUCCUGCCUCUACCCAGCAUAUUGGCACACUCACACUGUGCUGGCUAGCCCUUGGGACCUUUAUUCCUGGUAUAACUUAGUACUGGUAGGUUUAUUUAAAGCAAGUUCUGAAUUAGCUCCUCCUGACCUUAGGAUCAGGGAAGUGGAAAGGAUUGAAGGAGUUGUUCCCUAUAAACUGUCAGCACUGAAUGCUGCAUCAGCAUAUCCGAGGACCAGUUAAGCUUAUUUUCUCAAAGCAUCACAGAUGUUACUUGAUACUGCAUUGAGGGUUGAAUGUACAGAGCAAAUUCCACUUUUAAAAAUAUAAAUAAUAGAAUUCAAUCGUGAAUACAGAGUGGCUUUGGAAUAAUUUACAGCUGAAAUGCUCAUUUUAGUGUUCUCAUAUACUGGACAAGAGCUAUUCCUUGAUAAAGGAAAAGAAAAAAGCCUGGAACAACUUUCAAUAUUAUUUUCUGUAAUAGUUGUUAGACCUUGAGAAGAUUCUGCUGUGCAAAAUUUAUAAGCAUAGUUUUAUAGGAGACUAGCUCUUUCCAUGUCUGUCUUGGAAGUAGGAACUGCAGUACAACAGUAGUAUUCAUAAUAGGAUUUGGCCAGUUCGGUUUCUUUACCAUAGGCAAGUCUUCCUAUUGGAAGUCUGUGAAGCGAUAUUGCUCAACUCCAAACAUCAGCAUCUCAUCCAUGUGACACUGUACAUUGGAAAGUGUCACAGAUUGUAAUUAGAGACAAGACAAAUAUGAAAUAUGCCUGGGAGAAUAUACUCCAGUCACUUUGUCCCACUCCAUCAGUCUUCUAUUGCACUUUAAUCUUCUCUUGUUUUGGGUUUGGUUUUUUUUCCAAGAAUUAGAAGAAAAGUGAGAUUUGUAUGCAGAUACAAAUAAAUAUUUUUCUUUUACAUGGAGGAGGUCUCAACACCAGUACUUUCUACCUUAAUUUAUCAUUUGUAAACAAAAUCAAGAAUUAUUUCAACAGAGCAUUGCACAUUGUACCACACUUAGGAUUUCCUCUGUCAGAAACAACCCUAGGCACUUGUCCAAUGGAUGGCUGCACACAGUGAGAUACUACUUUGUCACACUCUUAACUCCUAGUCAGCCUCUGCUGGCAAUCUGGAUAUUUUACAACCGUACAUUCAGUGGGCUGCACACUAAAGUUGUUCCCAGUUUCUGAAGCUGUCUCUGUCUUGCUUCCUUCCUGCUGAUAACGCCCCUCCAAAUUCCUCUUCAGUGCCUUGACCUUGUUCCCACAGUUACUGAGGCACAAUGGUGUCAGGUAAUACGGAGCGUGAAAUGGAUAAGCAAACAGUUCCCCUGCCCUGCUACAAGUCUUAACCAUUUAACACUAUAAACAAUGAAGUAGCAGAGCAGUAUUAUCCUUAGGAUCAAUGUUCCCCUGAGAUUUGUCUAGAAAUACCACUGGACAAAAAUUCAGCUCAGUUAGUACAAAUACACUAAGCUUAGAUUGAAAAACAAAUACAGGAUAACAUAAAUCUGGGAUCAAGGGGAGAUAUAAUCCUGUUUAGAUAUCUACUUUCUAAUGGGAGGUAGGCAUCUAGUUUCCCUUAAUGCCUUAAUGACUUACAGGAUAUUUUAUACAGAAUGUUUAUGUACAAAAAUCCUAUUUUAUAUCAAAAUCAAGUUAAUUGCAGCACAAUGUUGUAAUUUUACUUUGCAAAUCUACUGAAGAUUCUUAGAUCUGAACUUUGGUUUUUGGCUACAUACAUUAUCUGAAAUCUUGCAACUUACCAGAAAGAAAAUUUCCAGUUCCAAACGGUUUUGUGAAUCUGUUCAGUCGUUUAUCCUUCCUAAUCUGGAAAGACUUAUUGAGGACCAUUGCUUCUGGGGACUUCUGCUUCUGAGAGCUGGCUUGUACCUGCCCUUGGGUACAAGAAUCAGGAAGAGGAAUGGAUUUUAUAUGUUCACCUAAGCCAAAAAUAUGCUUUGCUUUGGAAUAAAAUUGCUACCUACAUAAUC